GUAUUAAAACUCACAUUGAGCCUCAUGUGCUUUCUACCCAUCCUGUCCUGCUCGCUACAUUUCUCCUGGAGUCAGUCAGUCAGAGCGGUUGUCAACAUGAGCGUCUCUGGGAUCCAUGAAGGGACACUCAGGAUGUAUGGUGGAUUUCUGUUCAAACAAUGGAAGAAGAGGUUCCUGCUCCUGACGGCUGAAGGCAGCCUCCUUGUGUGUCACCAUGCUUCAGCUCCACCUGACCAGCUGGUGUUGUUGCAGAGCAGCUGCGAGGCCAUCGUGGAGGGCAAGGAGAUCCUUGACCUGCCGAAGCUGCCUGCCGAUGGGGGCCGAGAUUGCUGUUUUGCUCUCAUCUUGACUCAAAAUAAGUACCUGCUCCUGUUGGCCGACAGCCCUGCAGACUGCAGCCAAUGGCUGAAUGUGCUGAAAAAAGUGAAACAGAGCAUCUCGUCACCUCUCAGUCUUUGCAAGCGUCAUCAGGUGCCGCCGCUCAGCAUCGCUCUAAAAGACCUGGUACCCGAUCAAAUCCAGGACAAAGAUCCACUGACUCCACCGAUCAGCAAUGGAGAGGCAUCUCCUGGGCCUCUCAUUGGCUCCCCAAAAGACAAAGGCAGGAACUCUCCACGCACCAAGUAUUACAAAGGAAAUGGUCACUCGGUGGGCUGUCUGCGUCACGGCACCAUCCACAAUGCUCAGACAAUGAGGGCUGUUUACUUGCUGAUGGGCGGGGCUGCUGCUUCCUCUGCUAUGGGCUACUUAGGCUCGUGCUCGCCCUCCGGCCUGGAUGCCAAGGCUUCUGACCUGCCUCUCAGUGCAGACUUCUCAGACGUGGGACCGGCAGGGGCAUACCACACCGACAGCCCCGCCAUCACCUCCCCGCACUUUAACAGCUUUGACUUUGAAAUGGCGGACGCUGAUUUUAAUGCUUUUGAUUGUGGCGGGUUUACUUUUUAAAUCUUCUGGCCCCCCUACUCUCACACCGUGACAACAACCAGUACAGCAUGCUUUCUGCAUAACUGCACCUUGUAUGUUUUUAAUAUGAUGACAUAAUCGGCACUGUCAGUUAUUGUGAAUGUUUGUAGAAUUACAACAUUAAGGUGUACUUUUGUAUUGUAUUGUGUACUGACCUUGCAACCGAAUAAUAGUAUAGUACAUAUACAGUAGAAUAGAUUUGAAAAAAGUUGAUAUUUUGUGUAUAUGUGUACAUUUUAACUGACAAUGUGUUACUUUCUCUUGUUCUGCAAACCUAAUGUAGUCAGGAGUCUGUUGGGGGACCUUGGCUAAAAUAUACAGGGAACGCCUUUGCAUAGCGCCUCUGCUGUAGAAGUUCAAAGUUUGUCAGCCCCCAGGGGGACCCGACUAGGCUGGGCCCCCAUGCAGUUGCCUGGUGGCAGCAGCGCCCCCUAUAGUAUAGAUGUUACGUUUGCUGAACAAUUCUACGAGUACCAGGCGUCAGUUGAUGUUGAGAAGUGAAUCAAUGGAUAAAGGAAUGUUCUUGUAAUUCUUCAAUUCAAACACGAUGCCUAUUUUUUUUACACAAAUGACAAUGACCAGUGUUUGGAGAUCUGCUUUGUACAAUCAAAUGUAAAUAAGUAAAACAUUCACCUCUCAUUUCAUUUUGUCAAAUUAACUGAAAAGUGCUGGGGACACUAUACUCAAACACACACGGAGGCACUUUCGUAAGGAACAAAUACAUAGAAAAGCAUAGCGUUUGACCUUUAGU
Molecule: messenger RNA, 1714 nt
Organism: Doryrhamphus excisus (bluestripe pipefish)
Lineage: Eukaryota; Metazoa; Chordata; Actinopteri; Syngnathiformes; Syngnathidae
Biological process (GO): regulation of cell differentiation
Cellular component (GO): membrane
Source: RefSeq, a predicted model, not a curated record